UAUUAAACACUAAGCUUUCUCGAACAACAUCAUACAUAUAUAUAUAUAUAAGAAAGAAGCGAGAGAUUGAUUCAUAGUAUAUAUAAUAGAAGGAGAGAAUUAAAGAAUAACAAAAAUUUUAAAAAAAAGAUGGUCAUCGGCGAACCGGAGCUCUGCCUCCGACUUGGUAUCGGCGACGAUCGACCAUCCGGCGACGUCGACUCUGCCAAAGUUUGCAGGGAUGCGAGAUGUUUUGAAAUAAAAGAGAAGUGCCAAGAGAAGCAGCAGCAGCAGCAGAAUAAGCAGAUUACAAUCUUCUACAAGGGGCAGAUUUGCGUCUGCGACAUCACAGAGAUUCAGGCAAGAGCCAUCAUAACUAUGGCCAACCAAGCGAUGGGAAACACAGCAAACAAAAAUGGAAAACACACGAGCAUUGACACCAACAACCGUUACAAGCAUAGGCAAGUGGUAGAGAACUCAUGCAACACGAAGGCCCCGUCGCGAACUCCGCAUUCGAUCUCUCCGCAUGGUAGCAAUGUGAAUCCUCCGCCGCAGCUCCUGAACUCGGGGCUCACGAUGAAGCGGUCGCUGCAGCGGUUCCUUCAGAAGAGGAAGGCGCGAUUGACCGCCGCCGCCGCCGCUCCGUACGAUGCUCGCAUAAAGGAACUGCUAUCCUCAUCCAUUUCGUAGAUCGAGUUUUUUUUUCUCUCUUUUUUUCCUUAAAAAAAAAUUAUCUUUAUAUGUUCGUGCUUGAGAUAUGAGAUUGACUUGUAGUUCUAUAUACACCUGGCUAAUCUUGUUUAUUAUUAUAUGUUUGGUUGUGUUUGAAUUAUUGAGAUUGUAAUUAAUACAUAAUUAUUCUUUAUUAAA
Molecule: messenger RNA, 849 nt
Organism: Ananas comosus (pineapple)
Lineage: Eukaryota; Viridiplantae; Streptophyta; Magnoliopsida; Poales; Bromeliaceae
Product: protein TIFY 5-like
Exons: 3
Coding region: 130-669 (179 amino acids)
Biological process (GO): regulation of jasmonic acid mediated signaling pathway; regulation of defense response; response to wounding
Cellular component (GO): nucleus
Source: RefSeq, a predicted model, not a curated record